AUGUCAGGAGAGCGUGUUUCGUCCUCAAAAUCAUCGGUAGAAUGUCCAGCUUUCACUGUGCAUAAUCGUCGACUGUUUGUCGAUUGUUGGUCGAUUGUUUGUCGGACCUCACAAAUCGUGCAAAAAAGACGUCCAUUGGUGAAAGACUUGCUUACGUUUAAUACAGAACUGAACGAUCAAACGAUUCAACGGUCGAUCAUUCCGCAGUUUCUCGAGCCUAUCUGUAGCGGCUCCCCACUUCUUUUCAUCAUCUCUGCAAAUCUCUUCUUGGUUAAUGUUGGUGCAUUUUCUGUAUCGAUGGGUUUUGCUCAAUCCAAUUGA
Molecule: messenger RNA, 321 nt
Organism: Paraglomus occultum
Lineage: Eukaryota; Fungi; Glomeromycota; Glomeromycetes; Paraglomerales; Paraglomeraceae
Source: the annotation of a GenBank genome assembly